CCGAUCCCCACCCCGAGGUCCAGGACUCCCCAUUGUCGCCUGACCCUGAUGACAGUGUGGAGGAGUAUGACUCGGAUGCCACCGUGGAGAACCUGAUACCCGGUUCUCCUGACCCGUGGGCUUUUGGACCGAGGCCAAGGCAGAGGCCUCUCAAUGACACAGCGGUUGAGGACCUUCUGCUGGGACCCUGGGAAGUGUUGGAGGCUGCCAUCACGGGUAUGCCUCUACCACCGUCUCCAUCACCGCCCCGGGCCGCAGCCCGCAGGCUCCCUCUCCAGACGAUGCCGCUUCCUCGGCCGCGGCGACUUCCGAGGAUAAGUAUCGCCCCGGCCCAGGCCCCCUCGACGUCCCGGUCCUCUGGUGGGUCCAACGUAGCGACCGUCGCCCCGGCCCCCUCGACGUCCCGGUCCUCUGCUGGGCCCAAUGUCGACUCGACCCAACCCUCUACCUCAACGGGUCGAACCGGCGCUUGUAGAAGGCCUCCUACAGCUGCAUCAGGAGUAGAUGUGGCACGGCAGAGGUUACGGGAACUGGUGCUGGACCAUUUCCUUCAAGUAUUUGUUUCGCCGGCGCACGCUCCCGUGGCGUGCACUGUGGGGGCGUUGGUUGCGAUGUCCACCCUGAGGGCCGAGCUCAGGGAUAUGCUCUGGCUCGUCGACCAUCUUCUCGACGAGACGCCCCGUGACCAGAGCCUCGUGAUAGCGUACGCGCUUUGGAGGGAAGUGCGCUCGUCGUUGGAGGGUCUGCUCAUCGGCAUCGGCGAGAGCAUGGAGUCGGCGGCCUCGAGGGAUCCCUACGACAUCGACCCUGAGGAACCGGAACCGUCGCCCCCGGCUAGGCACGUUCGCUGCUGUGUCUGUAUGGACAGAUUGCCGACGGUAGGGUUGAGGCCUUGUGGACACACUCUGUGCCCACAAUGUGCCCAUAGGCUCUUACGUUGUCCAAUCUGUCGGGUGAUCAUCCACGGGAGGAUGCCAUUGUUUUUUUCUUAAAAUUUUUAAAAUAAACAAGUUUUUUUU
Molecule: messenger RNA, 1019 nt
Organism: Homalodisca vitripennis (glassy-winged sharpshooter)
Lineage: Eukaryota; Metazoa; Arthropoda; Insecta; Hemiptera; Cicadellidae
Exons: 4
Coding region: 219-992 (257 amino acids)
Source: RefSeq, a predicted model, not a curated record